Populus trichocarpa (black cottonwood) is the source of this 2655-nucleotide messenger RNA. Its product is annotated as hexokinase-3. The transcript is spliced from 9 exons. The coding region runs from base 866 to 2392 and encodes 508 amino acids. Gene Ontology annotation, biological process: glucose 6-phosphate metabolic process; glycolytic process; intracellular glucose homeostasis. Gene Ontology annotation, cellular component: mitochondrion; cytosol. The record is from RefSeq and is a predicted model, not a curated record. NCBI's taxonomy places the organism in Eukaryota, Viridiplantae, Streptophyta, Magnoliopsida, Malpighiales, Salicaceae. Gene Ontology annotation, molecular function: D-glucose binding; fructokinase activity; glucokinase activity.
UCUUCGUUUUGGUUCCCAUGACGCCCUGUUUUCUGUUCGAGCAUCGAUCAUACAUGAACACGAAUUUCGAUGGGAAAAACAUGCAUGCAUUAAAGCUAAGUGGUCGGUGGAAGAGCCAAAUCCAUUCGCAAAUGACACAACGAGAUUAAAAAAGAAAAAAUAAUGAUCUAUGAAUUCCGGCACUAUUUUUUUCUCACCGGACAGUGAUAAGCAAGUUUACUAGACGUCACACAAUCGUCGAUUGCAAGGGGCAUUUCCUAGCCACCCCUACGUGGCUUAUCUCCACACUGGAAAGGUCUUAAUCAAGCGAGUCAAAGGCAAUCAACACCGACGGCAAUUACAGGCACCACCCCCACCAAAAAGCAGGAAAGCCCACGAGUCAAAAUUCUCAUUAACCUCAAAAAUCUUCUCGUAAACGGUAAUAAAAUCUCCAAAAAGAUACGCUACACAAAGAAGUCAUUCUAUAGCACUAACAGUGGCAAAUCUGUCAUUUUAGUUCAUAUAUAAGUACCGCUUCUUUUGUUAAUAAAAAAUAAACCCAUCCCCCUCUCCCUUUCUCCUCACCCCCUCAAAAACAACUCCUCCUAGCUCUUCCCUGUAAAAUUCAAUUAAAAAAAAACAAUCUUUUUUAAGCCCUUUCCUCGAGCAGUUCACCUUCAAAGAGCUUUCACCGGCGAUUGUCCCCCGCCGCUGAAUCCUCAUCAAGUACCUAACCUUUUCCUACCCGGGUUUCAUUCAGAUAGUUCAUGUACACAGCAAAGUUUCGAUGUUUCACAAUGAAACGGCGUUGGUUUACUGCUCUCUUGGAUUGGUGAGGAUAUAGUAAUAAGGAGGUAGGUGGAAUAGUUUGAUAAAAAGGUGGGUGAUGGGGAAGGUGGCGGCGGGGGUGGCGGUUGGGGUGGCGGUGGCGGCGUGUGCGGUGGCAGGAGUGGUUGUGGGGAGGAGGGUAGGGAGUAGGAGGAAGUGGAAGAGAGUGGUGAGAGUGUUGGAAGAGCUAGAAGAAGCAUGUGAGACCCCAGUUGGGAGGUUAAGGCAAGUAGUGGAUGCUAUGGCUGUGGAGAUGCAUGCUGGUUUGGCUUCUGAAGGUGGCUCUAAGCUCAAAAUGUUACUCACUUUUGUUGACCAUUUGCCUACUGGGAGUGAGAUAGGAACUUAUUAUGCUCUAGAUCUUGGGGGUACUAAUUUUAGGGUCUUGCGGAUUCAGCUAGGAGGUAGAAGAUCUUCAAUCUUGUCUCAAGAUGUGGAGCGACAACCCAUUCCCCAGCACUUGAUGACAAGCACAAGUGAGGAUCUCUUUGAUUUUAUUGCUUCAACCUUAAAGCAAUUUGUUGAAAAAGAAGAAAGUGGUUCCGAGCCUUCUCCAGUUAGAACAAGGGAGCUUGGGUUUACAUUUUCUUUUCCAGUGAAACAGUCAUCACUUCGUUCAGGGAUCCUCAUCAAAUGGACAAAAGGAUUUGCAAUUGAAGACAUGGUUGGAAAAGAGGUGGUUGAACUUUUAGAAGCUGCAUUGGUCAGGAGUGGUUUAGAUAUGCGAGUGGCAUUGCUGGUAAAUGAUACUGUGGGAACCUUAGCACUUGGACGUUAUCAUGAUGCCGAUACUGUUGCUGCUGUGAUAAUUGGAACAGGUACCAAUGCCUGUUAUUUAGAACGGGCAGAUGCCAUCAUAAAGUGUCAAGGUCUGCUUACAACUUCUGGAUACAUGGUUGUUAACAUGGAAUGGGGGAAUUUCUGGUCAUCUCAUUUGCCAAGAACUUCUUAUGAUAUUGAUUUGGAUUCCGAAAGCCCUAACCCAAAUGAUCAGGGUUUUGAGAAAAUGAUAUCAGGAAUGUAUCUCGGUGACAUUGUUCGAAGAGUUAUUCUCAGAAUCUCGCUAGAGUCGGAUAUAUUUGGACCUGUUUCCUCCAGAUUAUCAAUCCCCUUUAUUUUGCAAACUCCUUUAUUGGCUGCAAUGCAUGAGGAUGACUCUCCUGAGCUGAAGGAAGUUGCUAAGAUAUUGAAAGAAACUUUGGAGAUUUCAGAGGUCUCUUUGAAAGUCCGAAAGCUUGUUGUAAGGAUAUGUGAUGUCGUGACGUGUAGGGCUGCUCGAUUGGCAGCUGCUGGCAUUGUGGGAAUCUUGAAGAAGAUUGGACGUGAUGGGAGCGGAGCCGGAGGCACUGGUGGAAGAAACAGAAGUGAUGUUAAAAUGAAAAGAACAGUUGUGGCGAUUGAAGGGGGUUUAUAUACAAGUUAUACAAUGUUCAGAAAGUACUUGCAUGAAGCACUGAAUGAAAUAUUGGGAGAUGUGGCCCAACAUGUCAUUCUCCAGGUUACAGAAGACGGAUCAGGCAUUGGCGGAGCUCUCCUUGCUGCCUCAUAUUCAUCCUACAGCGUGGAUGGCGUAAAGCUGCUAUAAAUAUAUAUAUUAUUUAUAUAUACAUAUAGCCACCCCAUUGUAAAUGUAGAAUUCUUUCAAUAUCUUUAUAUAUAUAUAUAUAUAUAUAUAUAAAGGGGUUUGUUGAGAAAGAAAAAAAAAGUCAUCGUUAACGGUCCUCGUACCUCAAUGUUCUUUGAUUUUUUAACGUUUUUCUUCUCAAGUCGCCCGUCUAUUGUUCUUGGCGUUGUGAAAAUUGUUCUUUGUUCAUCACGAAAUGAGAAAGUUGUCUUUACAGCGUUGAA